Paramecium primaurelia is the source of this 1199-nucleotide messenger RNA. NCBI's taxonomy places the organism in Eukaryota, Ciliophora, Oligohymenophorea, Peniculida, Parameciidae. The record is from the annotation of a GenBank genome assembly.
AUGAAUCACAAAUUGAGUUGUUUUGAAGACAAAAAAUAGAAUCCAGAAAGAUCGAAGACUUUUUAUAAACUUUUUUUAAACUGUUUAUGGUAUUCAUAGUCUUUUGUUUCAAUUUAAAAUAAGUAGAGCGAAUAAAUUUUAUCAAAUUAAACAAAUGGAUCUAGACAUUUAUCAAUAGUAACAUAAUAAUGUAAAAAUUGUUAUAUGAGGGAGGGAAACUAAUUGUAUUAUGUAACAAAAAAUAAUUUUUAAGGCUGGACAAAUGGAAGGAGAUAAGCCAAUUGGAAUUUGGAGGAUUAAUAUUGAUUCAUCCUUAAUUAAUAAAUUUGAAGCGAAAACAAUUUUUCUUGAAUUUUAACAGAAUGGCAUAACUUUGUUUAUAGAGUCAGGGUAAAUCAAAUAAUUUUCAAUUAAACUAAUCAAUUAGUUAAAAAAAAAAUUAUUUAGCUCUAAGUUUAAACAAGAAGCCCAGAUAGAUUAAAUAGAAUUUGAACAAAGUAUUUUUACUAAAUUUAAAGAUCGAGUGUUGGGCUGGUAUCUAUAUAUUAUUGAAAUUUCUUAGCCAAAUAGAUAAUAGUGAAGAAUAUUAUACUCAUUAACUUUUAUGCCAAAAUUUAAUAUUAAAUGACUUUUAUUUUCCAAAGUAUUAAAGAUUAGUAUUUUUAGGAUGCAUCCUCCUUCUAUUCCAUAUUUUAAAAAGCUAACUAUAAAUUAAGAGUAUAUUUUAUUGAGCUUUUAUUAAAGUGGCAGUGAAGUAGUGUGUUUUGGUUAAUAGUAUGAAGGGAAAAAAACUGGGGAGUUCUUCAUUAAAUUUAGAAAUGAUUCUGACUCAGAAUUUUAAACCAUGUAUAGCUCAGCAUAAAUCAAAUUAGUGGAGGUGGAAGUUAUCAAAUAAAUGGAAAAAAACAUGGAGGAUGGAUAAAGAUUUCAAAAUUUUUUUCCAAGUUUAGAAUUAUACUUAAAUUUGAUAGAUUAAACUAAAUCAUUAUUAAAGGAUAAUUUAAUGAUGGAGUUAAAUGUGACUAUUUUUCUAUUGAGAUUAGAAAAAAUUUUGAUGAAAUGUGGGAAAAAAUGUAGAGUUAUGUUUUGAUAUUUUAGUGGAGGGGGAUUAUAUGAUAAAUAAGGAAGAUAAGUAGGUGCUUGGGUUGAGCAAUAUGAUUAAUUAAAGUAACAAUUUAUGCUUAUAAAAGUUUUUCUGA